GGUCGAUAACUGUCUUGUUGAUUUUGUUGUAUUCAUGAAAAUAUAAAACAAAAAGAAAAUGAUAAAAUAUGAGGUUCUCUUUGUCUUACUUCUUCUUCUUUCUCUCUCUGAAUCAAAGAAUCAUAGUCUUCCCUCGUCUUAAUUUCCUCUGUUCAGAGGUAUGACGAGCAUUGCAACAACCCAUUCCAGUAUAUGGUCUGGGGCUCAACAAUGUUUUACCGGAAGAUUCAGUGAAGGCAGAAGACAGGGAUAUACGGGAUCAUCACUUCAUUAUAAAUCAAACUUUUCUCCAAGCCGUGACCUUAUCUACAUCAAUAAAGAUGGAAAACAUCAUGUUGUUUGUUCCAGCUCAUUGAAUAGAAGCGAUCCAAUCGAGCCAGAGGAUGAAAACUCAGAGAAGAAAUCAUCAAAGCCUGAAAACCAACCGGCAAGCAGUGACAGUUUUAGGGACAAUCUGGAAAAAACUAUUGGAGUGGAUGACUCCAAGUUCAAUGGAGCAGAUCUUGCAGCUCUUAUAAGAAACAAAUAUGGAAGGUCCUAUGAUGUACAACUUAUAAAGAAGGAGUUCAUGGGGAGAAACCUUCUUGCUAUGAAUGUUAUGUGGAAGUAUAGGGAGCAGAGAUCAUUUCCAUUAAGUGAAGAGGAAUACAUAUUGAGGCUUGAUGAUGUAGCAACCAAUUUGAAAUGUUGGGGAGCUGUCUCACAUAUCCGAAACAGCCUCGCUAAGUUGAAGGAACGACCACGGAUUGGAAAGGCUGUAAGCAUAUUCAUAGACAUGGACGAGUCCGGAGCUCGUUCGAAUGAAUGGAUCUACAAAUGAGAUUUGUAACUGUGAAAAUGGUGAUCUUGGAUGAGAUCAGUCAUUGGCGUGACCCUUUUUUGUGGAAAGAAUUAGCCCUCAGAGAAGAUGAGGCAAAGAUGAUGGUGAAGUUAUAUUUAUUUGCACCUUGUUUGGCUGCAAAAUCUCUGAUCUAUUAGUUUUCUUUAUAGCAUAUAAAAUGUAUAUAGGAUUUAGAAUUUAAGCAACACCAUAUAUUCAAAAAGUUGUUGGAUUACAGCAUUCCAUGACCAUCAUUUGUGGCCAUUUAAAAUUUCA
Beta vulgaris subsp. vulgaris (sugar beet) is the source of this 1096-nucleotide messenger RNA. RefSeq lists its product as hypothetical. Bases 161 to 820 code for a protein of 219 amino acids. The record is from RefSeq and is a predicted model, not a curated record. Lineage: Eukaryota; Viridiplantae; Streptophyta; Magnoliopsida; Caryophyllales; Amaranthaceae. The transcript has 6 exons.